UGAGAAACUCAGAAACCGUCGUACCACGAACCGUGAAUGUGCUAACAACAGUUCGUUUCAGUUGGUUCAGUGAACACACGUUAUAAUAGUGAUACCUAUUUAUUGGAUUUUACGAACAGUUUUGUGUCUCCUGUUUUUUAUUUUGGAUAUACCAUGCCUGUGUCAAUGAUGGCGAAGAAUUAUUCUCAUUGUCCUUUGAAGAAGAGGCCUGUGCAUAUUGUGGAUGAUAUAUCAGAUGAACCUGAAGAUCUCAGCACAAAACCAAGGGAUUUGAGCAAAACCGAACAAAUCUCAUCGUCGAGUUCUCCAAGUUUGCCAAGUCCGACUAGCAGCACUAACAUUCCUUCACCUUAUUUUGAUUACACUUCAAUUUCUCCUUCAAACUCACCAGUUUCUUCACCUUCACCUCCAGCAAUCUACCAUCCAAUUCCAUUCCACCCAGCUUCUAUAAGCCCUGAAUACGCUCCUCAAACUUGGCACCGCAGUGUGGCAGCUCCUCAUUACCCCUAUGGAUUCCACCCUUAUGGAUACCAUCAUCAUGAUUACGUUGUGAGGUCAUCGUCACCUUAUAGUGAAAGUUCUUUGUCGCCACCACAUCAGCCAACUCACCCUUUGAUGCCGCUGGCCAUCAAACCUCUACCAUAUAGUGACCAAUCUUCGCUGAGUCCGAAUUCGUCGACAGCAUCACCGCCUCCUGAGAUGGUAACAGUUCGCGCUGAAAAACAUCGUCAAGCAGACAGACAUCAAUGCCCGGAUUGUGGGAAAAGCUACUCUACCUUCUCCGGACUUUCAAAACACCGUCAGUUCCACUGUGCUGCUGGUGAUGGACCCAAAAAAGUCUUCAACUGCAAGUACUGCGAUAAAGUAUACGUUUCCUUGGGAGCUCUCAAGAUGCACAUCAGGACCCACACUCUACCCUGCAAGUGCGAGAUUUGCGGAAAAGCUUUUUCCCGACCUUGGUUGUUGCAAGGACACAUCCGUACCCACACCGGAGAAAAACCCUUCUCUUGUACCCACUGCAACAGAGCCUUCGCCGAUAGAUCGAAUUUGAGGGCCCAUUUGCAGACCCAUACGGAUGUCAAGAAGUAUUCUUGUAAGAAUUGUAACAAGACCUUCUCGAGGAUGUCUCUCCUGACCAAACACUUAGAAAGUGGAUGUCUUGGCAACGCUAAUGUUAUGCGUAUGCCGACUGAAAAUAGGUACUAUGAACCUGAAGAUCUCAGCACCAAACCAAGGGAUUUGAGAAAAACCGAAGAAAUCUCAUCGUCGAGUUCUCCAAGUCUGCCAAGUCCGACUAGCAGCACUAACACUCCUUCUCCUCAUUUUGAUUAUACUUCAAUUUCUCUUUCAAACUCAGCAGUUUCUUCACCUUCACCUCCAGCAAUCUACCAUCCAAUUCCAUUCCACCCAGCUUCUAUAAGCCCUGAAUACGCUCCUCAAACUUGGCACAGCAGUGUGGCAGCUCCUCAUUACCCCUAUGGAUUCCACCCUUAUGGAUACCAUCAUCAUGACUACGUUGUGAGGUCAUCGUCACCUUAUAGUGAAAGUUCUUUGUCGCCACCACAUCAGCCAACUCACCCUAUGAUGCCGCUGGCCAUCAAACCUCUGCCAUAUAGUGACCAAUCUUCGCUGAGUCCAAAUUCGUCGACAGCAUCACCGCCUCCUGAGAUGGUAACAGUUCGCGCUGACAAACAUCGUCAAGCAGACAGACAUCAAUGCCCGGAUUGUGGGAAGAGCUACUCUACCUUCUACAGACUCUCAAAACACCGUCAGUUCCACUGCGCUGCUGGUGAUGGACCCAAAAAAGUCUUCAACUGCAAUUACUGCGAUAAAGUAUACGUUUCUUCGGGAGCUUUCAAGAUGCACAUCAGGACCCACACUCUACCCUGCAAGUGCGAGAUUUGCGGAAAAGGUUUUUCCCGACCUUGGUUGUUGCAAGGACACAUCCGUACCCACACCGGAGAAAAACCCUUCUCUUGUACCCACUGCAACAGGGCUUUCGCCCUUAGAUCGAAUUUGAUUGUCCAUUUGCAGACCCAUACGGAUGUCAAGAAGUAUUCCUGUAAGAAUUGUAACAAGACCUUCUCGAAGAUGUCUCGCCUGACCAAACACUUAGAAAGUGGAUGUCUUGGCAACGCUAAUGUUAUGCGUAUGCCGACUGAAAAUAGGUACUGAUUUUCCAUUCGUUUUCUGUCAUUUUACAAAGUACAAAUCCUGAAGAGUGUGCCUUCUUAGUCAGUUCGAUAAUUUAUGAUGUUCUUGUGACGAAAAUGAUAAAACCUUUAUUUUUAUAUGUUUAUUGUACAGUUGUUUUUCGAAAUCAACGUUUCUGUAAAUAUCUGAAUGCGAGUUCAAAAUUAGUCAGUUAAAUUAUGUAAAUAUUUGUUCAGUAUUAAUUGUUAGUUAUUUAUUUUCAUAUAUUUUCGAAAUAUUCUUUCUAGUCAUGGAAGUUGUUGUUCUUCCUCAUGUACAUAUUGCCAUUUGACAGUGCCUUAUCAAAAUAUAUUGAAGAGCUAUUAUUAAAAUGUUAUUUCCAAUUA
Harmonia axyridis is the source of this 2540-nucleotide messenger RNA. Its product is annotated as zinc finger protein 433-like. Lineage: Eukaryota; Metazoa; Arthropoda; Insecta; Coleoptera; Coccinellidae. Gene Ontology annotation, biological process: regulation of DNA-templated transcription. Gene Ontology annotation, molecular function: RNA polymerase II cis-regulatory region sequence-specific DNA binding; DNA-binding transcription factor activity, RNA polymerase II-specific. The record is from RefSeq and is a predicted model, not a curated record. The transcript is spliced from 3 exons. Bases 154 to 2175 code for a protein of 673 amino acids.